Molecule: messenger RNA, 1572 nt
Organism: Cajanus cajan (pigeon pea)
Lineage: Eukaryota; Viridiplantae; Streptophyta; Magnoliopsida; Fabales; Fabaceae
Source: RefSeq, a predicted model, not a curated record
UCUAUAUAUAUGAUAGUAUCAAUAGAAGUAUCACACACUCUCUCUAUAUAUACAUAAAGCUCCUUGAGUACGCAACAACUUUUGUUAUAUAUAUGUGCUAUUUUUUAUGUGCUUGAAGGUUUUUCUUCCUCUUCCAUGGAGGUUGGUAUGAUUCAAAUUCGGAUGGGUGAACAAUACCAAGCUGAAAUUCCUUCUUUAGUGUCAAGUUCUGAGUAUUCUUGGUUCCCAAAGAAUCCACAUAAUGCAAGCGACACUUGGAGUGAAAUAGAAAAAACAAGUUUCUUACUUGGCUUGUAUAUAUUUGGGAAGGACCUAAAUGAAGUGAAAAGAUUUGUUGGCAAUAAGACAAUGGGGGAUAUACAAGCAUUUUACUAUGGGACAUUUUACAAGUCUGACAAAUAUCAAAAAUGGUAUGCAUAUAAGAAAACAAAAAGAAAAGGCGACAAAAAUGCACCAAAAUUUUUCACAAGACAAAGGCAACAAGCGCUUUUAUAUCGUUUAUUACCAAUUGUAACUGAGGAAUGCUACAAUAAUUUACUUAAGGUAUCCAAGACAUUUGCAGAGGAAAAGAUGACUCUUAAAGAUUAUGUUUCAAAUUUAAAGGUUUUAGUUGGGCGUAAUGCUCUUGUUGAGGCAGUUGGGAUUGGUACAGAAAAAGAUCUUACAGUUCAUGCUACAUAUUAUGGGAAAUACACUCAUGCACAAUUUCCCUUGUGCCCAGAAACACCAUUAAGCAAGGGCUAUGAUAGGCUUUCAGUUGCAGAAAUAAUACACAUUCUCAAAGGCAAUUUAAGAUUAAGUAAAGCUCGAUCACAUGAUCUCUUUUGGGAAGCUGUUUGGCCACGUUUACUUGCUAAAGGAUGGCACUCUGAGCAUUCGGGUGGCAAUAAUGAUGUUGUUGCUUCUAAGAAGCAUUUGCUUUUCUUUAUCCCAGAAGUUAAUGAGUUUUCAAGGACAUUGGUGAAAGGCACUCACUUUUUUGAUUCUAUUCCCGAUAUCCUCAAUAAAGUGGCUUCAUACCCUGACCUAAUUGAGCUCCAAACAAUUCAGAGUGUGGAACCUGAUAGCAUAAGUGUUGUAGUUCCUACUGAGGCAAAAAGAUGUAAGACAUCAAACAUCAGUGGUUGUGCAGAGAGGAAUUUCAACACAGGACAUCAAAUGCAUCAACCUGACAUGGUCACCUUGAGGAGAAGCACAAGAACCACACAACCAACUAUAAGGUUGUUGGAAUCUUUUGCCUUUGAUCAUACAGAGAUAAAGGAAAAGUAGAAAGGGAGCAAAUCAGGUAUAGCUUGAGGAUGGUAGCAUGGAGUUGUUGGUGACCAUUUAUAGAUGGUUGGAGCUUGAGAUCGUUGAUCUGUAAACUUGUGUAUAGUAGUUAAACGAGCAUAAGUUUAUGUUUUCUAUUGUUGGACAUAUAUAUUUGUAUACUUUGGGACGUGUAACCCCAUAAGGGGAUUUCUUUUUACUGUUGGAUGAUUGGGAACUAUUACUUUUUUUAUAUUUUGUUUCAGUUGAUAGUUGAGAUCUCAUCUAUAUAUAGGUCUUGCAUAUGCAUGAUAUCGAUGUUUU